UUUUUUUCACAUUUCACUGCAUUUUGACUGCUAAAAAAUCAAUCGUGGUACAACAAUGAAGGAUUAGAUAAUUUUUAAAGGGUUUCUCGCUGGUUGAAACAGCAAAUGUCGUAUAUAAAGGGAUUUGGACAGCAGAUACGAUAAGUGCUAUUGCAACCAGCGUUCUUUCCUUCCACCAAAAAGAAAAUACACAAAAAUUGUUCGCUCUUCUUUUUUUACAAAAUUCCUGCGUUCCCUCAAUAUGUAGCAUAAAUUUUAUCAUUUUAAAAGCAUUUCGCAACGAUAGGAAAAGAGUGUAAAAGUUAUCAGUUCAGUGUUUAUUGUGUAAACACCAAAAAUUCCAUUGCAAUUUGUACGCACAAAAAACGACGAAGAGAAAGAAAAGAAUGCUUGAGUGCCAGAAAAGAACAAUUAUUGGCCUAAAAUGAUUUACUGUGUGAUUAUGACGUGGUGACACAUUUAGUUUAUUGUGGGAAUUUGCAUACAGUUUGUUUGUGGCGGACGUGAACCAUGGAGGCGUCCGGAGGAGAGACAGCAACUCUCCGUCAGAGUGGUGGUGGUCAACCGGUCGUGAGGUCAAGGCCAAACAGUUUACUAGGACCCGAGAGGGAGCCUGUGAAUUUCAAUGUGAGCCUCGUGGGGGCUCCACCUGAAGUGGAGCAACUUGUUGAUCAUAUAAAACAAGUUGCUGAGCAAUUUCUCUAUCAUUGGAAAACAUUUCCAAUUGUUCUACCCAAUCCGCUAUGUGGGGGCAAUAGCUCCUCGUCGGCAUCUUCGAAUGGCAAUAGGAAAUCACGUCCGAUAAACUUACGUGAUUUAUUCAUUGCACCACCUUUCGAUGAAUUGGACGCCGUGGCGGCAGAUGGGAAUGGUGAACCGCGUCGAUUGACCAACACACAGCUGAGAUCACUCCGAGAGAGAGGGGAAUUCGAGGUGGCAAGCUUGAAUUUUCCGGGACAAGUGCAUCGUUGGCGUUUGUCGCAGCUGCUGCAGAAGGGUUCUGAACGUGCACACGAUUCUCUACUGAGUGAUUUGGCAUUGGCGGCACGUUUUAUUGUGGUGACGGCUAAAUCACGUCUCACGGGGCAUUUUUUCAGCGUUGCCCAGGGUGCACGGGCAUUCUUCGAUGGCCUCAUCAAGAUAUUGGAUAUGCUUGUUGGUGUCCCAUCCCUCAUGGCACACAAUCUCGAUUACAAGAUUAAGGAGGAACGCUGCCGUUUCCUCGUGGCAGAACUUGUUUGCCGGCCAGAAUAUGAAGAUUGUAUGGAUUCCCUAACAGCGUAUGUUAGGCAUCAAUUGAGACGAGCAACAAUGGAGAAAUUUGAAGUGGAAUGUGACACAAAUGCACAACCAAUUCCAUAUCUCUUCCUCACGCCCAAGGGUCAAGAGAUUGAUUUGAGGCUGUUCUCUCGGGAUAUUAUGAGGAAAGCACUGCCAAUAUUGAUUGGUAUACUCGAGAGGGAGACAAGAGGGUGGUUUCUUCACUUUCGCGAGCGCCUCAUUGCUGAGAUGCGAGAAAAGAAGAUGCCCGAUGAGGAGAUUGAAGAGGAGGUAAAUGAGGCCGUAAUGAAGGAAUACCUGCAGCGUGUUUACAGUUCAAUUCUCUCCAAUACGGACUUGGAAGUUUUGGGUGCGGGUAUACCGCAGCUGUUGGUGCAGCAAGCUCAAUCGGUGGUGAUUAUGCAUAAGGCCGUGGAGAAGAUUCAGCGUGAAUUGAAGCAUUGUCGCGAGGAGCAGCAGAAGAAUCUCACGGAAACACAUCCAGUACUGUCUCGCGUGGCACCGUGGCUUCGAUCGCGUCUCUCGUCGGCUGAACUGUCGAAACUCACAAAGACAACGUGGUCAGCGCACGAGGAGGCACUCAAGGGGUGCUCAAAGCACAAUCUCCAGCAAACGGCGUACUUCCUUAAUCGUGACAUGGUGUUCAUGAAGGAGCGUGAGCCAGUGCUGCUGAAGGAGUUGCGCAAUGCGAAGACACCAACGAGGAAUUUUCAGUGGCCCUGUCGUAUUUGGUCACCGCAAUCGUGGAUCAUUCGACGCAAUUUUCAAGGACAAUCGGAGGUGAUACCGACGGUUAUUUGUCAGCAGGCCACAUCCAUUGUCACCCCACGCAGUGAUCCCAGUCAACCGGUGUUCCUCGUGGAGAAGGAGGUGAAUCGCACAACAAGUACCCGAUGGCCACUGUGGCGCCUUCUCAAUCUCAUUCAGCGUACUUGGUGCUGGACGUGGAAUAUGAUGUUCCUCCUGGGUAUUGUUGUACCGUGGUGUAGUCCACUGGGAUUGCGUGCGUUGUUCUGCAUGAAGCCAUUUAUGCACGAUUUGGAGUUAUCGCAAAUUAAUGGGACACUCUUCCCACGAAAGACCAGCAUUACCCAAACAAUGGCAUCUCGCCUCGUGGAACUCUGGAGACACAUAUCAAAAGCACGAACACACUUUGAAACGGAACCGGAUACCGGGUUCAUUGGCAAAGGAAUGACUCGGCACAUGAAUCGUGUGUGGAAUUAUGUUUUUAAAGGCUUCCUUGGAACACUGCUCAUCAUAUUUAUCUUCCCCCUACUCUGUAUCACUGUCAGCCUUGCGAGUAUAGUGUGUGCAAUAACGGCACCUCUGUGGGUGCCUGUGGUUACGCUCCUUCUGCACCUGUACAUGAUGCUCAUCUUCGAUUUAGACUGUCCGGAAGCAACGAGAAAUCGCUAUGGGGUCCUCUUUGAGGCUGUCGUGUGGAAUAUUCUCUGUCAGGGAUGUCUACAGCCUCUAAUGGCUGUCUUUGUGGCAACAUGCAUCUGCCCACUGACGUCUGUUGUUGUUCUCUGUGUUGGAUUAACACGCUACUGGCUGAGAUUGCUCUGGGAUUCCAUGACAUUCCAUUUGUUCAUCAAGAAGUGCGGUCGGGUGCCAGCUAGUGAUAGUCUAGCUGUUCGACGGAUUGCCGGUCCGGGCUUAGCGCUUGAUUACUACUUCAUUAUAAAGCCGGAGCAAGCUCUUGCGGCAUUUGAGGCAAAGAUGGAGAUGGAGGAAUUGAAUGCCUUUGAAUUUGCCAUUGAAGCCGUUAUAAUGCAACCUCAGAAGGAUUUCAGUCAAUUCGUAAAAGCAUGCUUUGGCCCAUUCUCCGCGGAACUCUCCAAGACGGGUCCCUAUCGGAAUUUGGAGCGAGAAAGCAAUGAUCUGAUUGCAUCGUUGAGGGAGAAAUUGGAGAAGAGAAGACGUGAUUUACAGACAGGCCUGACACCGGCUGUAAAGUCCAAGAUUAAAAUGUCCACGAUGGAUUUGAAGAUUGCCAUUCAACAGGGUGCCCAUCUGCUUGAGAGAUUCUACCCAGCACACAUUCUUCCGCAUCUAUCGCUGUCAGAAGAUGAAUUUUGGGAGACAAAGGGUAUUUCUCAUGGGGAUUGGGCUGGGUUGGCAGGUGUGCACUACAUGGAGAUCUUCAGUUUGGACUUUCUCACUCCGGUGAGUGAGACUGAAACGCAAUUCAAGUUGGAACCGCAUCAGCAGCUUGAUCUAUCGCGCUACAGUGAAAUGGUACAAAAUGCCAGUGAUAUAAUGGGUGUCAAUGGGCCAGAUCUCUUGGGGAAUGUAUAUGCACCACGUGGGAAUAUUCAAGUACAUUCACCAUAUCUCGAAGUGUCAGCCUUCAAUCCACGCUCCCGGAUCACAAUGAACUUCCGGAAGGCAGAAAAGCGACACGAUAAUAUUCCAACGGGCUUGACCACACCAAGGGUGCGUGCUCGUCGGCAGCAGCCGGUGAAUAAUUCCAAUCCACCGUGGAGACCGUGGAAACGAAAACACGGUGAACGAAAUCCAGCUGAGAAGCUUCUUAUUCCACUUCCAAUCCCACAUCCUGUUCAUAUUACCAUUGCAAUCCACAAUAGGGAUUCUGAGCAACCUAUUCCGCUUGAUUCUGAGCUCUGUUGGGAGAUUUUGCGCGCUAUUGAGGACUGCCACGGGGAUUUGCAGGCUGUGAGUGCAAUUGCUCGCUUCCGUGGUGGUGUAGCGGAUUCGAGUCUCGAUUCACUGGGAUCACAGACAUCGGAUGAUACAAAUGACUCCCGGGAGAGUAUUGCUGCGGUCACGGGUGUGGCAUUGGGUACAACGGAGACACUGCCAUGUGGGAAUCGAACAACAGCCAUCCAGACGACACAGUCAGAAACAAAUUGCUUCCACUGGACACUCAGCAAUUGGGGUGCGGCUCAAGCAGCCAAACGACGCAACACUUCCGGUACCGUACGCGUUGAUUUAGCCAGCCCUGAAGACAUUUCCCUGGACACUGAUAGUUCCAGGGCAAUGUACAGUGGUGGAGCUUAUGGGACGAAUGUCUAAAAGUUCUGGGACUAUUCCAGAAAUGUGGGGUAAAUACUACUAGAUUAUACAAUACAAACAUACCUAAUUAUAUUAUUAUAUACUUUAUAAAGUAGCGGGAUAAGUGGAUUACUUUAAAACAUUUUGAAUUUCUCUCUCAAUCUCUCUCUAUAUUUUUUUUUUAAAUGUUUUUGUGUGAUAUUGUCUUUAUAAAAGGUGAAUUAUUAUUUUCGGUUAAAGCCAUUAUUAUUUUUUUGAUUAUUAUUUUUUCCAAUCUCUACAAAGUUCAAUUAUUUUAUAAGAUUUAAGUGCAUUUAGGUGUAAUAAUGUGAACUGCGCAAUCCGCCCGAUCAAAUUUGGUUUCUUCAAAUCCAAAAGAAAAAAAAAUUCAGAGACUUUAUUUAACAAAAAAUGAAAUGAAAAAAUUCCCGCAAUAAUGAAUAAAAUAUUUUAUAGUUAAAAAUACGUUGGAAAAGGUGUUGCAAAGUCUUUCUUAGAUAAGAAGAAAAAUCUCAUUUUUUGUAAAACUCAAGAAAACAAAUCAAUUAGAACGAAAAUUUUUACACUGAUCGACAAAAUUUUCCCAACUCUCUCGAAUAAUUAAAAAACAGUGAGGAAGGUUUUGCAACAUUUUUUUUCAGGAUAAAUUAAAGAAAAUAUAGAAAUAGAAUAGAAUAAAAUAAUCUAUUACAUACUGGAUAAAAUGAAAAGCAAGCUGUAGUGUUAAAAUCUAGUCUAACUUGCAUACAAAAUGAGUAAAUAGUGGAUUAAAAAAAAAUUAUGAGAUAAAAAUUGAAUAUCAGACGAUUUACAAAGUGUUUACACAUCUUAGUGCUAAAAACUAUUUACUUACAUAAAAUAUAUUUCAUAUAAAAUACCUACAAUUAAUCUUAGAAGCAUUUUUUCGUAAGAUUAGCUGUAAAUGAAUCAACAAACAAUUUACCCAACACCAAAAAAUAAAAUAUGUAACUAAAUAAUUAACAAACAAACAAGAAAAAAUAGAGAAUAAUAAUCUACAAUGAAAAUGCAACAUUGGAAUCAUGCUCUCUGUCUCUAUUUACAUUCUAAAAAAAAAACAAACAAAUUAUAUUACAUUAAAAAAUAUAUUAUAUUGAAAUCUUUUGAGAGUUGGUUGCAGGCAGAAAAAAAUGUAGAAUUUAGAAAUUUCCUAGUUGAAGAUGUUGAAUUUAAUCUCUAUUGUAGAGUUUGAUGCACUGAUUUACGGCAAGAAAAAUGCAUUGAUUAAAAUUUUACCUGAUAGUGAAUUGAGGAUAUUUUACAAAUUAAAAGUAUUUAGUUGCGAAUUUUGCACAAUUUUCUCCUCAAAGCUAAAAAAAGAUAAAUUAUAACAUUCUCAUUGCGACAUUACCGUAUUUUCUUUCCAUAUUUUCUUUCCAGAGUGCGAAAAAAAAGUAAAACAAAAGUGUUUAAAUGCUAGUCAAUGAAAUAGUAACAAAAAAAAAUGAAGGAAAAAUCGUUUAAUUAGGAAUCUAUAAAAUAUUUCCGUUUUUUGUAGCAUUUGUGGUGAAAAAAAAAACAUUGUGUUCUUUAUAAAAUAAAGCUUUUACUCGAAAUGUA
Messenger RNA from Lutzomyia longipalpis, 5877 nucleotides. RefSeq lists its product as uncharacterized. Lineage: Eukaryota; Metazoa; Arthropoda; Insecta; Diptera; Psychodidae. Bases 511 to 4320 code for a protein of 1269 amino acids. The record is from RefSeq and is a predicted model, not a curated record. The transcript has 9 exons.